Messenger RNA from Stylonychia lemnae, 615 nucleotides. The record is from the annotation of a GenBank genome assembly. Lineage: Eukaryota; Ciliophora; Spirotrichea; Sporadotrichida; Oxytrichidae.
AUGAGAAUAGACAUUUGCUACUUCUGCUCCGCCAAGGUCUACCCUGGUCACGGCGUCAUGUUCGUUCGUAAUGACUCUAAGACAUUCAGAUUCUGCAGUUCAAAGUGCAAUAGACUGUUUAAGGCAAAGAAGAACCCAAGAAAGUUGAAGUGGACCAAGGCUUACAGAGCCGCACACGGCAAGGAGAUGACUGUUGACAGCGUACUUGAAUUCGAGCAAAGAAGAAAUGUACCAACCAGAUAUAACAGAACUCUUAUGGUCAAGACCAUCCAAGCCAUGAAGAAAAUCGAUGAAAUCAAGACCAAGAGACAAGAGAGAUUCUUUGCCAGAAGAAUGGCAAAGGCAGAGGCUAAAAAGAAGCAGGAUGUUGAGAAUGAGUUGCUGACACAUUCAGGUCUAAUCUCUGACUCAAAGAUCAAGUCUUACAUUGAGAGAAAGAAGGAAGAGAAGAGACUUAAGGAUCUCGCCAAGUUCCAGCAAUAGAAUAAAAAGUCAAUGUCAAAAGACAUGGACAUGCUGGAGGACAACGAGUCAGACGAGGAGAUGGAAAUCGUAGAAAAGAUCAAAAACAAGAAGGGAAACAAAAAGACUAAGGCCAUCAAGAAGAAGUUAUGA